AUGACUUCCCAAGUCAAGAGAGGUGAGCUCUUCUCUUUCUGUUAUGUUGUAGGUCAAAAUUUUAAAAAAGAAGAGCUGAUGAUAAUGACAAUUUCAGAAAUAAUUUCUGAAUUGUUGAAGGCUGUCAAAGACCAUAGAGACAUUAACCUUAAUAAGCUUAAAACAUCCAUUUCUCGAAAAUACGGGCUUUCAUCACAGCCACGACUUGUAGAUAUUAUUUCAGCGGUGCCACCACAGCAUAGAUAUGUACUCCUCCCUAAGUUAAAAGCAAACCUCACAGGUGUCCCCAUAUAUUACUGUCCCGGCGGGCCAGAUUCUGACUUCGAAUAUUCAACCCAGUCUUAUACUGGUUAUGAGCCUACGUCAAUGCGCGCUAUAAGGGCCAGGUAUCACCCCUACGUUCAGACACGUCACCGCAUCGAACAGUUACAACAACUUGGGCAUUCUUGUGAUAAAGUUGAGUUUAUUGUCAUGGGUGGCACAUUUAUGUGUCUGCCAGAGGAAUAUCGGGAUUAUUUUAUUAGAAAUCUCCAUGAUGCAUUAUCUGGUCACACGUCGAAAAACGUAGCGGAGGCUGUCUAUUAUUCGGAGAAGAGUAAAACAAAGUGCAUUGGUAUCACAAUUGAGACAAGGCCCGAUUACUGCCUCAAGAAGCACCUAGGAGAAAUGUUGAACUAUGGAUGUACGCGACUUGAAAUUGGCGUUCAGAGUGUCUACGAAGACGUCGCUAGAGACACAAACAGAGGUCAUACUGUAAAUGCAGUUUGCGAAUCGUUCCACCUUUCAAAGGAUGCGGGUUUUAAGGUCAUAGCACAUAUGAUGCCCGACUUGCCGAACGUAGGCUGGGAGCGCGACCUGGCACAGUUUGCGGAGUACUUUGAGAACCCUGCCUUCAGGUCUGACGGCUUAAAAAUCUACCCCACCCUGGUUAUUCGGGGAACCGGCUUGUACGAACUAUGGCGGACUGGGCGGUAUAGCAGUUACCCACCUAACAUGCUUAUCGACCUCAUUGCCCGUAUUCUUGCACUGGUUCCGCCCUGGACUCGUGUUUAUCGGAUUCAAAGGGACAUUCCAAUGCCGCUUGUGACAAGUGGUGUUGAACACGGAAACCUAAGGGAGCUCGCUCUUGCGCGAAUGGCUGAGCUCGGUGCAAAGUGCCGUGAUGUCCGAACCCGCGAGGUCGGCAUCCAAGAAAUCCACAAAAAUGUCCAGCCAUCUCAGAUCGAACUCAUUCGUCGCGACUAUGUUGCUAAUGGGGGCUGGGAGACAUUCCUUGCUUACGAGGAUCCUCAUCAAGACAUUCUAGUUGGCUUGCUACGAUUGCGGAAGUGUUCACCCGAGACAUUCCGACCCGAACUGCGGUGUCGGGGUGAAAUUGGCGACGACGACGACGACCCACUUUGCUCGAUUGUGCGCGAAUUGCACGUUUACGGUAGCGCCGUCCCCGUGUCAGCCAAGGACCCAACCAAAUUCCAACAUCAGGGUUUCGGGACCUUAUUAAUGGAAGAGGCAGAACGCAUAGCAAGGGACGAACACGGAUCGGUAAAAAUUGCGGUGAUUUCAGGUGUUGGAACCCGGAACUAUUAUCGCAAGCUGGGUUACGAACUCGAAGGACCCUACAUGGUCAAGAGCCUCCGUGAACAAACCAGGGAAGUCUUCUGCGCUGCGUAG
Molecule: messenger RNA, 1671 nt
Organism: Mesocestoides corti
Lineage: Eukaryota; Metazoa; Platyhelminthes; Cestoda; Cyclophyllidea; Mesocestoididae
Source: the annotation of a GenBank genome assembly